ACGAAAUCCACUGCAGGGCUGUAACAGUGACACAAGUUCUGACACCUCCCCAAACCAAAACUUUUGCACUCUUUGGAUAUGGAGUCGACUCUGUUGAUCGAUGGAACGGAAGAGGGCGAUCUAUCCAACCUCAACUCUCAAUCAUCCGAAUACACAUAUACCGAACUGCGCGAGCUGGGCUUGCGAAUCUACAAAGAAGUCUGGAAACAAUUUUACGAAUGGGAACCAAGGGAGUGCCGACAAAUCAUCCACGCUUUGGCCGGCCGGCGGGAUCCCGGAGAAAGGGAAAAAUAUAAUAAGACGAUAGAUCAGCUACUUGACUCCGGGACCCUUCAAGAUUCGGAGAUGCGGAAUGACUCAGAGAACCCAAACCAACCUUUGCUGGUAGUGACCCAGUUCGAUGCCGAGGGUCGAGGCAUAUCAUACCCAUUAGAGAUAGAGGAGAUCUCGGUCGAUCCUGCUUUUGAGGCCCACCCUUCUUACGAGUCUUGUCCACCAAUCAAUCAGAGCAUUCAAAACUUGAGAGUACACAAUGCAGCUGCCUUCAUUCCGUAUGGCGAUGAGGAGAAAUUCCCUGUCAUGGAACACCUAGACAACUUUGAGUCUUUCGCAUGGGAAGAAGACUUUGAUCCAGACUCGGAAAUGAUCCAAAUAGAAACUGUCCGCCGACUACACAACACUUCGAAUAUCUCGAUAACGAACAUUGAUCGGAUGCGCAUAUUCCCCAAACCACUCCGUGAAUCGUACAAAGAUGGUCUUCUAUGGCAAAGAUUUCAGCGCGAUUUCCUUCGCUGGCCUGGUGGAACUGAGGAUGAUAUGGAGGGGGCGUGCAGCGAGCCUGCACCUGAUAAUCUCCGUGAGAGGUUGUCAUCUGUUCUUGCGACAUUUUGUCCAAACCUUAAUUGUCUGCGAACCCUGUGCACAACCCAUAAGCAUCCUCAGUUCGGGCCAUUCGGAGGUGGUAGGCCCAAGGUGUCAAAUCAAAGCAUGCGACUCAGCGAAGGAGAGCCCUGCGGUGAAGAAUGUUUCCGUCUAACAGACGAAUCUUACAUGGACAAAGUCUAUUGGGAGAAUGAAUCCGACCUAGAGACAUUGAGAACAAUCUUAUCAAUAUCACCCGAUUUAUUUCCUUGUCAGCUUGCGGAUCUCUGCUUCAAGCCUUGCCGAGAAGUCUUUGUUCAGCGAUCUCACAUAUUUCCUGAUCACAUGUUAUAUGAUGAUGACCCUGCAGGCGACAUGGGAAGCCAUACAAAGAACAACAAAACAAAGAAGAAGGGCCGAAAGCCUCGUCUCAUUUUUGAAGAAGAUUCUGAUCAUGCAGAAUUUGUCCCCCUCGAGCCUUGCAAGCAUAAGGGUCCCUGUGAAAAAGAACGGUGUGAAUGCUACCGUCAGAAACGACACUGUCAACUGGCUUGCCGGUGUGGUGUAAAUUGUAAUCGUCAAUAUCGCGGUUGCGAGUGCAAACGCUGCUUUUCAAAUUGCCCGUGCGUUAAAAACGCUCGAGAAUGUUUGCCCGGGAUAUGUAAUAAAUGCGAUGCAAGAGGUGCAAGUGACGACCCAUGCGUAAAUACGAGGCUUCAGCGAAAUGAUACCAAGGCGGUCGAGAUCAGGCGGGCUAAAUACGGCUUAGGAGCUUUCGCGACGGAAGAUAUGAAGCCUGGCGAUUACAUCGGAGAUUAUGUCGGCGGCAUUUUGACGAGUGACCAUGUUGAGAUUCUACAUCAUGUUACCGAAUAUAGCGGUCGCAAUUAUUUUUUUGAAUUCUCAAACGCCAAUGGGGACGAGAUGCUUGAUGCUGCGCCAGUCGGAAAUGCUACUCGUUUCCUAAACCACGCGCCCGCUGAAACGGACUUGCCUAAGUCUGAUGGGACGCCCCGCUCCGACGCGGAACUGGCUAAUUGUAUGGCACAAGUUCUUCUUGUCAACGGGGAGCAUCACAUCGGAUUUUACACCACCAAGGCAGUGGCUCGUGGAUCCGAACUUCUCUUGUGCUACGGUUCACAAUACUGGUUAAAAACUGGCAAGGGAGACAAUUUAGAACCAUCAAUCGAUUGAUGGAGCGGGGAUGAGUAUUGGUUGUACAGUAUAUAGAAGGAUUACCAUCCAAGAUGUUCGUAUCAACAAUACCUGUACAAGACAUGACCAGGAGGCACUCAGUACUCAUUACGUAGACUAAUUGGUGAUACUGUCACUGGCGCCC
Molecule: messenger RNA, 2200 nt
Organism: Suillus discolor
Lineage: Eukaryota; Fungi; Basidiomycota; Agaricomycetes; Boletales; Suillaceae
Exons: 15
Coding region: 79-2055 (658 amino acids)
Biological process (GO): chromatin remodeling
Molecular function (GO): histone methyltransferase activity; protein binding
Source: RefSeq, a predicted model, not a curated record